CAGAGUGAUGAAGAAGAGGAGGAGGACUAGGAGGAGGAGGAGGUUGCCACGUGAUUGGCUAGGCGGAGGCUGCUAGUCCGGCUUGUGUUGUUCCUUGGGUCUUCUUGUUUACACCUGGAGGACCGGAAACAAGUCCAGAGUGCCUCCAGCAGACUCGGCAGUACAGUCUGCGUUGAACAGGGCUAUCUGGCAGCACCUCGAUCUUGUCGGAGCGAGUAUUUUUUUUACAUUUCUUUUUUUUUUAAUUAUUAUUUUAACGAAUGCUUCUGUUUUGUUUCGUCUGCAACAUAUUCUAUUGAGCAUCAGUUUAUCACUCAGUCGCGGUCAAACUUUUUAGUGACUUUCUUGAAGGUGUCUUUUGUGGCUGUCAAUCUAAUCGCAACAGAACACGAAAACUGCUGGGAAUAUUUCCAUUUUGCAUUGCUAUCGCUUUUUUUGGCAAAGUUAUAUGCUGGAGGGAAUGCACGCCGUUACGUGUUUAUUGUAGCGGCUUAAGCGGAUACGUUCACUGUCACUUCGUGGUGGGAUUGGACUCUGUUUGAUAUUCUCCUACAACUCUUUUCUGGACAAGAGACACUCGGUGUGGCCAUCCCACGCGUGUGCGCAUCCUGGGACGCCUCGCAGCAGUCUAAGCGGAAAUGAUGCUCUCUUUUCGGAUGCGGCGUGGACAAGCUUACGGUCCGAUUGUGCUUUUGCUCCUGGUCGGGAGUUAUGUCAUGUGUGAUACCGAAAGCAGCGACUACAGUGAUGCCGAGGUUCUUCCGGACUCGUAUCCAUCAGCACCAGUAGAACCUCUCCCGGAAUUCCUGCUUGAACCGGAGGAUGCUUUUAUCGUGAAGAACCGGCCCAUUCAGCUCCGUUGCCGGGCGUCACCUGCCACACAGAUCUACUUUAAGUGCAACGGGGAGUGGGUCAAUCAAAAUGACCAUGUCACAAGAGAGAGCUUGGACCAGGUCACAGGCCUCGUGGUGAGGGAGGUGGACAUCUCGGUAUCGAGGACCCAAGUUGAGGAGCUGUUCGGGUUGGAGGACUACUGGUGUCAAUGUGUAGCAUGGAGCUCAGCCGGCACCACCAAGAGCAAUCGCGCCUACGUCCGCAUUGCAUACUUGAGGAAAAACUUUGAGCAGGAGCCACUGGGCCGAGAGGUGCGGCUUGAGCAGGAAGUCCUGUUGCAGUGUCGCCCGCCAGAAGGCAUGCCCACCGCUGAGGUGGACUGGCUGAAGAACGAGGACGUCAUUGAUCCUUCGCAGGACUCCAACUUUCUGAUCACCAUCGAUCACAAUCUAAUAAUCAAGCAGGCCCGACUGUCAGACACGGCCAACUAUACUUGCUUGGCUCGCAACGUGGUGGCCAAAAGACGUAGCAGCACAGCGACGCUCAUUGUUUUCGUGAGCGGCGGAUGGUCAUUAUGGACCGAAUGGUCCGAGUGUAACACAAAGUGUGGGCGGGGCUGGCAGCGACGAACACGAAGCUGCACCAACCCCGCUCCCCUCAAUGGAGGAGCCUUCUGUGAAGGCCCGCCCUUCCAGAGAGUGACCUGCACCACACUGUGUCCAGUGGAUGGAGGCUGGACAGAAUGGGCCAAGUGGUCUGCCUGUGGCACAGAGUGCACCCACUGGAGAAGCCGCGAAUGCCAAGCGCCUCCACCCAGGAAUGGAGGCAAGCACUGCAGCGGGAGCAUGAUGGAGAGCAAAAACUGUACUGAGGGGCUCUGUGCACGCCAUAAAAAGGUUUCAAUUGAACAUGCAAGUCAUCCGCUGGCGCCAGAGAUGGGUGUAGCAGUUUACGCUGGUCUGGUUGGGGCGCUACUGCUGUGCAUGAUCCUGGUGCUGUGCGUAGGCGUGCUGGCUUACCGCCGCAGAUGCAGCCACCUGCACGGAGACAUCACAGACUCUUCAUCUGCCCUCGCCGCUGCCUUUCACCCUGGCAACUACAAGCCUCCCAGACAAGAUAACCUUCACCCUCUGCAUCCGUCCGCUCCUCCCGACCUGACGGCCACAGCGGGAGCAUUCCGUGGGCCGCUCUAUUCCUUGCAGCAGGGUGUUAACGAAAGCCACCACAAAAUCCCCAUGACCACCUCCCCAUUGUUGGAUCCCCUGCCCAGUCUCAAAAUCAAGGUGUAUAAUUCCUCCACGCUAUCGUCGCUGGAGAUCCCCGCUGAUAUGUGCUCAGGAGACGGCGACAUCCUCAGCCUGAAGUCGGUGGGCACCGGCGGGAGGGAGCGACAGUUCCAUAGCCACACGCUGUCCAGGGAGCCUGGGCUGAGUACCAGCGCCACCUUGGGGCACCUGGGGGGGCGCCUCACCAUCCCGAACACAGGUGUGAGUUUGCUGGUCCCGCCUGGCACCAUCCCCCAGGGGAAGUUUUAUGAAAUGUACCUCAUUAUCAGCAAAUGGGACAAAACGACUUUGCCAUCUGAGGGCAGUCAGACUGUGCUGAGCCCCGCAGUGAGCUGCGGUCCGUCUGCUUUGCUGCUCAAUCGCCCUGUUGUCCUCACCUUGCCACACUGUGCCCAGCUUGACACGCCAACACCUGACUGGACACUCACACUGAAGACGCAGACACACCAGGGAGCAUGGGAGGAGGUGCUGACGGUGGGAGAGGAAAGUUUGUCUUCUCCGUGCUAUCUACAGUUGGAGGAGGAGUGUUGUCAUGUUCUCAUGGAGCAGCUUGGCACGUACGGCCUGGUGGGUCAGUCGUGCCCCCCCCAACCGGCUUGCAAGCGCCUACAGUUGGCUUUGUUCGCACCCCGAGCGCCAUGCCUCUCCUUGGACUACAGCCUUCGCAUAUACUGCAUCCAUGACACCCCUCAUGCACUCAAGGAAGUGCUGGAUCUGGAGCGGAGUCUCGGUGGGGUCUUGCUGGAGGAUCCCAAGCCGUUGCUGUUUAAAGACAGUUACCACAACCUGCGUCUGUCCAUUCAUGACAUUCCUCACACUCACUGGAGAAGCAAACUCCUGGCCAAGUACCAGGAGAUCCCAUUCUAUCACAUUUGGAGUGGCAGUCAGAGACCUCUGCAUUGCACCUUCAGCCUGGAGAGAAGCAGCCUAGCUGUGUCACUGCUCUCUUGUAAAAUCUGUGUGCGACAAGUGGAAGGGGAGGGACAAAUCUUUCAGCUGCACACCGACAUCCAGGAGACUCUACCACCUCACUCGCCGCUCCCCGCAGCAGGCUCCUGUCUGCCCUCUUCUCAAGUAGGACCAUAUGCCUUCCGCCUGCCUUGCUCCAUCCGCCAGAAGAUCUGCGCCAGUUUGGACGCGCCGAGCGCCCGAGGGUGUGACUGGAGACUAUUGGCACGCAGUUUAGGCUUUGACAGGUACUUGAACUACUUUGCAACAAAGCCCAGCCCCACAGGAGUUCUCCUGGACUUAUGGGAAGCUUGUCACCAAGGAGACGCAGACCUGGUCUCUCUGGCGACGGCGCUCGAGGAGAUGGGCAAGAGUGAGGUGCUGGUUGUCAUGACGACAGAUGGUGAUUGUUGAUUGGUGAAGGAACAAGAACAUACAGUAAAUGUGACAAAUCAUAAACAUGCCUAUGAAAAUGUCCACUGCGACACAGAUGGCAAAGCAUUUUAGUUCCUUUUCCCUGUACUCUAUUACCUCUUGGACGCAUCUUCAUAAACUCAUUUGCAUAACCACUGGGUUUGAAUCCUCCAUAGCGGUGUGGGGGAUUUGAAAUCAGUUUUAAGAUGUUUUUUGUUUGGGGGAAAAGAAAAGUAAAAGUGUCUGUAAAUGACCACGUUAAUGUACUGUAUAUAAAUAGAGCUGCUUUCAGGGUAGAAAACAAAAAAAAAAGAAUGUGUUCAGCCCCCUGAAGUAUGAACAAUAAAACAAAAGCAGACGUGGGAUUACCCAUGUUUGGGUAGCAACAUGGAAGUGCAUGAUUGAACACCAUCACACCUCGGGACAGUCGCCUGAUUGUUUUGUCACCGAUGCAAAUCUCCAUUGUCAUGCGUGCGAGCACCGCGGGCUGCAGACGCACUCCAAAAAGAAAGCGGUCAUUAAUCGGCUCUCGCUCACGACUGUCUCGCAUUUCUCGCUUAUUGGUUGCGGACGAAUCAAACGAGGACGAAAACAAAGCGUUCGGGUUUGAGCGUCUGGCUUUGGGCUCUUCUUAUCUCGUCAAGUAGAAUGAGUGACUGUUUCUAUUGUACUAGCAAAAUGCCUCAAAGCCUUGGCGUGCACACUAUAUCAUUGCAACUGGCAGGGGGGUGCCUGUGCGUAAUCUCUCCUCCCACUUUGCCGCACUACCAUCCGCUGAGAAUAAAUUGCAAGAGUUUUCUGGUCAUCCUUUAAAAGUUUCCUUUGGGGAACGCUCUUUAAGUUAUCAUCCAUAUUUGGGAUCGUUUAUCUUUGCUGUUCUCUCUUCGCUUUUGUUUUGUCUGUGUACUAUUUCUACUCCAGUGUAGGAGGCCAUGAAGUAGAUUUAAGCACGCAGCAGGCCGCUCAGUCUUUGGGAACAACACCAUUUUGUACUUUUAAUGUGUUUUCAUGCCACUGUGAGACAGAGGAGCCUUCAAAGUCGAACACGAUCAGUUACAAGCUGCAGAGUGAUCUGGUUCAGAGUCAGUUGUGCCAUUAAUAAACUUUGCAUUCUUAACUAUCACACAAACUUAGUGUUAUAAUACACGCAAUGAUUUUUUUUGAAGAGGAACCUAUCAAAUGUCAUAAAGCUUAGCGACUUUCAAGCAUCAGGCCAAAGCCCUGUCUAAAAUAAAAGUGAUGCUGUGCCGCCACCUUGUGGCAGUGAUAGGCAGUGUUUGACUUUCUGACUUUUCAAUAAUCGUGGCAGGCUUGAGUCCCGAGCCCAUGUGUAUCACUGGAUAAAUCUGGUUUAAAAAAAAAACCCUGAAACUAAAUAAAAUAAACAAUGUCCAAAUACCCACUCUGAGAGAGAUCAGGAAGGUGUUGACAAGAUGACACCGUCAAUUGUGGCAAGACUUACUGGAGCCGUUUACGUCUGUCUGAGUUGCAUAAGAACACAUCUUGUGUUUUGUGGUACUUUUUGUUUAUUGACUUGCAUAAUACAACAAAAUCUACAUAAUAACAUGACCAUAAAGGAAAAUAUUGUGCAGGUGGCAUCAGAAAACCAGGUGGGGUUUAGGCAAGAUAAAUAUACAGUACAUGUCGGUACAAAAAUAUAUAUACAAGAGUAUACAAGAAACGUCAAGAAAUUAAGAAAAAUAAAAGGUGCUUCUCUCACAGCAUGUGUCAGUUUAAGAACGUGAUAGUCAACAUUUUUGGUGGGGGAGAAUGUUGGGAAUUGCUCUCAAUUUACCCACAAUAGGUGAAAAUAUGCCAAACAGAGAGAACAUAUUUUAAAAAAUGUUAUAUUGUUCAACCCUCUGAACCCCCCCCCCCACCCCCAACAUGCUUUAAACAAUUUUCCACUUAUUAAAAUGCAGAAACUAUUCCUUAGUGCCUGUUCUCAUUCUCGCUCUGUCCAAAAAUUUGGAGACUAUCAUACCAUAUCACUCUGAGGAAACCAAAAUAAGACUCUUCCGCACGCAGUUUUUCAAUUAGGAUUAUAUAAAUAAGUAAUUGGCCCUUGCUGUAAAAUUGACACCUAAAGUAAAAGAUUAUUCCGUUUCAAACCAUUCAACAAAACCAUACAGAAGAAUCAGCUGCUUGUUUAGAACAUACGGAGCGGCAUAAAACAAUAUUGAUAGGCAUAUAUUUUUUCUCUGCUUUGUGGGUACAUGGACUAUAAUGGAACCUACAUAAUUAGGGACCUUCUCUGCCUCUUUUUCUUCUUCAUUAUGUUGCAUCUCUUUGAAUGUGCCGUUCGUUGGCAAACUUCUCCAGUAAUUUUAAUGCUAUUCAUUUGCCAUUUUCAUUUCAGCUGCAUACCUUUUAGCUUAGCAUCUGCUUGAUAAAUAAGCAAGGAGUAGUCCUUCGACGCUCACUGAGCUGACUUCAAUAAUUUUUUGUUUUGUUUUUCCCAAGGGAUUAUUGGUUGAAAUUGUAUCGCUUUUAAGGGGUUCCACUUUGGAGGGUCCACUGUACGUCAGAAGAGGCGCUUAAAUGUGCUGUUGGAGUUCACAAAUAAAGUUGUCAGAAUAGAUUAGCUAUGCCUUGAAAAAAUAAGGCAGGAAACGGUUCACACUUUGGCUAUGUUUAAGUCUCUUCUCAUUCUAUCCUCCCUCUGUUUUCUAAACUGCCUGUUUUGUGGCCAGGACCCUCAAGCUAUUUUUAUCAUCAGUGUUAACUACCAUCCAUGUUUUCAACGAUCGCGAGCAAGGAAACACGAUGAUGUCUGUUACAUCUGAAAUUGUAACAAUGUUCGCAAAAAGAAAAAAAAAGUGUUUAUAUCUUUUAAAUUUCAAAACCAAAACACCAGAAGUAUCCCUUCUGCAGUGUCAUGUCACUGAUUGAAUGGUUUGGUGUGCUUGUGUCUGUAUGCUGUUUUAUUUGUGCUCGGCACAACCCUUCACACCUCACCUUUAA
Messenger RNA from Hippocampus zosterae (dwarf seahorse), 6446 nucleotides. RefSeq names its product unc-5 netrin receptor B (gene unc5b). The record is from RefSeq and is a predicted model, not a curated record. Bases 639 to 3482 code for a protein of 947 amino acids. Gene Ontology annotation, cellular component: membrane. Gene Ontology annotation, molecular function: protein binding; netrin receptor activity. NCBI's taxonomy places the organism in Eukaryota, Metazoa, Chordata, Actinopteri, Syngnathiformes, Syngnathidae. Gene Ontology annotation, biological process: anterior/posterior axon guidance; netrin-activated signaling pathway. The transcript is spliced from 17 exons.